Odobenus rosmarus divergens (Pacific walrus) is the source of this 2469-nucleotide messenger RNA. RefSeq names its product SID1 transmembrane family, member 1 (gene SIDT1). The coding region runs from base 1 to 2469 and encodes 822 amino acids. Lineage: Eukaryota; Metazoa; Chordata; Mammalia; Carnivora; Odobenidae. The transcript has 25 exons. The record is from RefSeq and is a predicted model, not a curated record. Gene Ontology annotation, cellular component: membrane.
AUGCGGGACUGCCCGCGGCUCGCGCUGCUCUGCGCGCUGCUACCCUGGCUCCUGCACGCGGCGACACCCCGGAGACCCGCGCAACCCCUCCGGAGCCGCGACCCCCGCGACCUCGCCAGGGGCUCCGAUUUCGAUCGCGUCUACAGCGGGGUGGUAAGCCUCACCAAGGAGAACACCUACUCCUUCAACUACACCAGCCAGCCGGGCCAGGUGAAUGCUGUUCGGGUGUAUGUGAAUAGUUCCUCAGAGAACCUCGACUACCCAGUCCUCGUCAUGGUUCGCCAGCAGAAAAGGGUGCUGUCCUGGCAGGUUCCUCUGCUCUUCCAAGGACUAUACCAGAGGAGUUACAACUACCAGGAAGUAAGCCGCACCUUGUGUCCCUCAGAAGCAACCAAUGAAACAGGACCUCUGGAGCAACUGGUAAUUGUAGAUGUCACCUCCAUGGCUCCACUGGGCGCCCAGUACAAACUGCUGGUUACCAAGAUCACGCACUUCCAGCUACGGACAAAUGUUGCCUUUCACUUCACUGCCAGCCCCUCUCAACCUCAGUAUUUUCUAUACAAAUUUCCUGAUGAUGUGGACUCAGUUAUUAUUAAAGUCAGGUCUGAAAUGGCUUAUCCAUGUUCUGUUGUCUCAGUCCAGAAUAUCAUGUGCCCAGUGCAUGAUCUCGACCACAAUGUGGAAUUUAAUGGUGUCUAUCAGUCCAUGACCAAGAAAGCUGCCAUCACACUGCAGAAGAAGGAUUUUCCAAGCGAGCAGUUCUUCGUGGUAUUUGUGAUAAAGCCUGAAGAUUAUACCUGCGGAGGAUCUUUCUUUAUCCAGGAAAAGGAGAACCAAACCUGGAAUCUACAUCGAACAAAGAACCUUAAAGUGAUCAUUGUUCCUUCCACUAAAGGAUCUGUUGAUAUGAAACCCAUCCUUAUCAGUCUCGUCAUCUUCCUCUUCUUCUACUUUGGAUUCGUACUUCUUAUUCUUGUUCAUUGUAUCAGGUUUAAAAGAAAAUCCAUCGAUGGAAGCUUUGGUUCCAGUGAUGGCUCUGGAAAUACGGCGGUGUCACAUCCCAUUGCUGCCGGCACCCCUGAAGGAAGCAAUUAUGGGGCAAUAGAGGAGUCAAGUUCCAGUCCUGGCAGGCAGAUGUCCUCCUCCAAUGGUGGGCAGACAUUCCAGUCAGACACAGACAGCUCCGUGGAGGAGAGUGACUUCGACACCUUGCCAGACAUUGAGAGUGAUAAGAACAUCAUCCGGACCAAGGUGUUCCUUUUCCUGUCAGAUCUGUCCCGGAAGGACCAGAGAAUUAUCAGCAAAAAAUAUAAGAUUUAUUUUUGGAACAUCGUCACCAUCUCUGUGUUUUAUGCACUGCCUGUGAUCCAACUGGUCAUCACCUACCAGAAAGUGGCAAAUGUCACGGGCAAUCAGGACAUCUGCUACUACAACUUCCUCUGUGCUCACCCCCUGGGCACCCUGAGUGCCUUCAACAACAUUUUCAGUAACCUGGGCUACAUGCUCCUGGGCUUCCUCUUCCUGCUGAUAGUCUUGCGCCGGGACAUUCUCCAUCACAGAGCCCUGGAAGCCAAGGACAGCUUUGCCAUGGAGUGUGGGAUUCCUAAACACUUCGGUGUUUUCUAUGCAAUGGGCAUCGCAUUGAUCAUGCAAGGAGUGUUCAGUGCUUGUUACCAUGUCUGCCCUAAUUACUACAACUUCCAAUUCGACACCUCCUUCAUGUACAUAAUUGCCGGCCUCUGCAUGCUGAAGCUCUACCAGACCCGCCACCCGGACAUCAAUGCCAGUGCCUACGCUGCCUACGCCUCCUUCGCGGUGGUCAUCGCGCUCACUGUCCUCGGAGCGGUGUCUGGAGAAAACGUGUGGUUCUGGGUCAUCUUCUCUGCGAUCCACAUCCUGGCAUCCCUGGCCCUCAGCACCCAGAUCUACUACAUGGGUCGUUUCAAGAUCGACUUGGGGCUUUUCCGACGGGCCUUGAUGGUGUUCUACAUGAACUUCGCCCAGCAGUGCGGCCGGCCUCUCUACAAGGACAGAAUGGUGUUGCUCAUCGUGGGGAAUCUGUUUAACGGGUGCUUUGCGCUCUGUGGACUGAUCUUGCGGCCCAGGGACUUUGCUUCCUACAUGCUGGGGAUCUUCAUCUGUAACCUGCUGCUCUAUCUGACCUUUUACAUCAGCAUGAAGCUUUGCAGCUCAGAGAAGCUCCUCCCGACCCCAUGCCUCUGCAUCAUGGCCACUGUUGUGAUGUGGACCGCCUCGCUGUACUUUUUCUUCCAGAACCCCAGCAGCUGGGAGGACACCCCAGCCGAAUCCCGGGAGCGGAACCGGGAGUGUAUCCUGCUGGAUUUCUUUGAUGACCAUGACAUCUGGCACUUCCUCUCUGCCACUGCCCUGUUUUUCUCAUUCUUGGUUCUGUUAACCCUGGAUGAUGACCUGGAUGUGGUCCACAGAGGCCAGAUCCCUGUCUUCUGA